AUGUCUAACGAAAAUGUCCCUCCUACUAUCCCGGGCACUGUUCCGUCCGCUGCGCAAGAUCAAAUCAAUCUUCCUUUCGAUGCUAUCAAAGAAAGCAUCACUCCAGUUCACCCAAUCUCCGCCGGAGAAAACACCCAGGCCAAAAUCCGUACCCAAGUUCUCCGUGGAGCGGACCACCUCACUGGGCUAGCCCGUCACGAAUUCAAACGCGACGGUGACUUCGGAGCACCUCUUCCCAAUCCACCUGGUUUCGAAAACUCAAUUCCUCCUACCACCGGCCCAGCCAAUACCAAAGCCUCAGAACUCGACAACAACAUUUGCAAAGCCGAAUGGUACAAGUCUCUCGUCAACUGGCCAUUCCCAUACCUCUUCGAGAACUUCCACCAAGGAUUCCUUGACGCCAAAACCAACACUAUCAAUAUCGAGCUUACCACUGUCACCAGGUGUAUCAACUUCAUUGAAGACUGUGGGAUUCCUCAACAGGCCUGGGAAGCUCAUGCCUACAACGAAGGUGUUAAGUUUGGGAAGACAUAUAUGGCUGACAGAAUCGACACCAAGACCCGCGUUGUCACUGAAAAAUUCGACUAUGACAACAUCCCUGGUGUUGCUCGACCGAAGGAGUACCCUCGUGGAGGAUUUAAGCAAUUUGCCAAGCGAAGGGAAGCUGAAGAACGGGAGGCGAGGAGGAAGAAUAUGAACUUUGUUGAGAAAGGGUGGGAUAGUACUAAGUUUGGUGCUAAGAAGGCUUGGAAGAAUAGGAAGCAGAUUACUGAAUGCAAGGUUACUUGA
Molecule: messenger RNA, 789 nt
Organism: Orbilia oligospora ATCC 24927
Lineage: Eukaryota; Fungi; Ascomycota; Orbiliomycetes; Orbiliales; Orbiliaceae
Exons: 1
Coding region: 1-789 (262 amino acids)
Source: RefSeq, a predicted model, not a curated record